CUACAAAAGGAAUAACAUAGGCCGUAACCCUUUUGUCCUUACUACACAAAUCUGAGAUCUGAAUUGGACAUUCAUUCCAUAUGCUAAAUGAAAUAUGAAUAUAUUGGAGACUAAGGGAUUCUAUUCAGUCAAACUUUAAAUAGAAACUAAAUUUCUGAAGAUGUUAGGAAACCAUGAAUCGACUGACCACCAUUUUGUUCUUUGUUUAUUCGCUUGUAGGUAUACUCGUUUCCUGUGAACCGCUAGGUCUCAGUGGUCUGUUGAGAGUUUGAGUGUAAGGUCUGUUAGUGUGCCCUCAAGAUGUCAGACGACUGUUAUAAAUGUGGACGUCCCGGUCAUUAUGCUCGUGAUUGCCAAGCUGCCCCAAGAGGUGGUGGUAGAGGUGGAGGCGGAGGUUAUCGCGGUGGACGAGGCGGUGGUGGUGGAAGAGAUCGUGACAAUAACGAUGGCCGUCGAGACGGCUGUUUCACCUGCGGUGGGCUUGAUCAUUUUGCUCGAGAUUGUACCAGUGGUCGCGGACACUAUGGUGGUGGUGGAGGAGGUGGUUACGGGGGAUAUGGUGGUCGCGACAAAUGUUACAACUGUGGUGGGACGGGACACUUUGCACGAGAUUGUACAAAUGAUGGACAGCGAGGUGAUAGUGGCUAUAAUGGUGGAGGCGGUGGUGGUGGUGGUCGUUGUUACAAUUGUGGUGAGUCAGGUCACAUCGUUCGAAACUGCCCAAAUAAUAACAGAAAUGACAUGAGCGAUACGCUGUGCUACAGAUGUAAUAAAUAUGGUCACUUCGCGAGAGACUGUACGGACAGUGGAGGUUCUGGUCCUCAGUGCUAUAAAUGCCAUGGUUAUGGCCAUAUAGCAAGUCGAUGCAAUGUGGAGGCGUGAAUGAAGUCCGUUUGAGAUGAUGCUCAAUGUCGUAGUGCCCCGGUACACUUUCGCCCUGCACUCACGACAAGGCGAAUGCAUUACACUGAAAUAUAAGCUUCCUGAUAAACUUUUUCCCGUUACAUUGUUCAGAGGCUUUUGAUUUUUUUGUAUGGAAUAAUAAGAUGUGUGGUUUGUGAGAUGUGUUGGCUAGCGUAUGAAAGACAGUUGUAUCAGGUCACUGGCGUGAACGUCUGUUAGAAGCAAUUACGAUCUGCCCAAAAAACUUUAUCUAAUGGUUAUCUUGACAAGGGAUUCGAGUCAUUCAAAUGGACUUACAAAGUCUGCCUAAACUAGAUUACAACAGUAUUUGUUCGAGUGGGUUACAGGGUUAAGUCUUGCAGAUCACACGUCGCAAGGGCUUAUUUGAGUAAGUCAUAUAGUGGUUAGAAAUUGGUCACUUGUACAAACCGGACAUCAGACGUUCUGCCGAAGUAAAUCAUGACAAGUGUCCGUCAAUACGAGAAAAGCUGCUGUGCAGGAUUCGCCGAAAUGGGCUCGUCUGGGAUUCCGACGCCGAAGUUUCCGGCAGUAUGCUAUGGAAGUUUGUAUGUUGUGUAACUGGCCCUAAUCGUUGGACCGUCCCUAUAAUAACUGGCUCACAUGUUUCGGUAGCGUGGUUAAAGUUGGCCCUACUACAUCAAGUCGUCAGAUUGACAGGUGACCAGUCGCCAAAUGAUGUUGCCAUCUAAAGUGAUACUCAACCACUGGUUUAUAUAUCCGUUGUUAAAUUUAGUUGUCCAGAUCAACAAACAUCAGAAGUAAUGAAAUAACUGGACACUGACCGAGCGCCGUUCAACCUAAUCACGAGCGAUGCACGUUACUGUAAAAUAGGUUUGUAAUCACAAGACAAACCAAAAGGAAUAGAUAACACAAUAGUGUGGGACUUCAGUUGUUGCUGAUUCACUCAUUAGCUCUAACACCAGUUGCCCACUCAGUCCCGCUAGUUUUCACUUUUUGGGACGUAUGUUCGUGUAUUCCGUUUUCCAUUUCCUUGAUUUCAUUAAUUAGAAUUCCAUUUAGUCAAACGCAUUGAUAAAAAAUUAGCUGAAUUUACACUGUGAAACCAAUUAUUGUAAUAAACGUUCAUUUGAC
Schistosoma haematobium is the source of this 2016-nucleotide messenger RNA. RefSeq lists its product as uncharacterized. Lineage: Eukaryota; Metazoa; Platyhelminthes; Trematoda; Strigeidida; Schistosomatidae. The transcript is spliced from 5 exons. The record is from RefSeq and is a predicted model, not a curated record. Bases 301 to 882 code for a protein of 193 amino acids. Gene Ontology annotation, molecular function: zinc ion binding; nucleic acid binding.